Solea solea (common sole) is the source of this 584-nucleotide messenger RNA. It is a transcript of the gene ccdc12, whose product is annotated as coiled-coil domain containing 12. Gene Ontology annotation, cellular component: U2-type spliceosomal complex; post-mRNA release spliceosomal complex. The record is from RefSeq and is a predicted model, not a curated record. NCBI's taxonomy places the organism in Eukaryota, Metazoa, Chordata, Actinopteri, Pleuronectiformes, Soleidae. The coding region runs from base 41 to 532 and encodes 163 amino acids. The transcript is spliced from 7 exons.
GUCGAUUUCAGAAAGAGUCGAACGGCGUGGAGAGGAAAAUAUGGAGAAAAGUGUGGGCUCGCUUCAGGAGCAGGCAUUGAAGAGGAAAGAGAGGCUAAAGGCGUUAAGAGACAAAAAAGUACAUGGGCCAGAGGAGGAAGAUGACGAGCCGGAGAAGAAAAAAGCUUCAUUAGAGGAGACUCCAGAGGAGAGGCAUAGAGAGCUCAAGCUGAGGAAUUACACUCCACAGGAUGAAGAGCUGAAGGAGCGGCAGGUGCCCAAUGCCAAACCAGCAUCAGUGGAGGACAAAGUUAAAGACCAGUUAGAGGCAGCUAAUCCAGAACCUAUCAUUGAAGAAGUGGAUUUGGCCAACCUCGCCCCAAGAAAACCAGACUGGGACCUGAAGCGUGACGUGGCAAAGAAACUGGAGAAGCUGGAGAGGAGGACACAGAGAGCCAUUGCUGAGCUCAUCCGCGAUCGCCUGCGAGGCAGUGAGGAGGAGUUGGCUGCAGCAGUGGGAGCAAUCGGAGUGGAGGAGGGAGACUCCGAUUGAAUCCUAAAUGUUUUUGUUGAAUGAGUGAAACUCAUGCAGCGACGUCCUGACU